Entrophospora sp. SA101 is the source of this 1879-nucleotide messenger RNA. NCBI's taxonomy places the organism in Eukaryota, Fungi, Glomeromycota, Glomeromycetes, Entrophosporales, Entrophosporaceae. The record is from the annotation of a GenBank genome assembly.
AUGACUGAAUCAUAUGUUGGAAACAACGUACGAUCCAGUGGUUUUGCUGAAGUUUUCGGUGCUCUCUCAUUGCGAUUCGUGUGCCCAAGUGAUGAUUAUGAUGCACUUCUGGAUAAUAAACGUCAGCAAAUGAAAUCAUUUUUUCAAGAUAUUAUUCUUGAACGUGAAAAGAGAAAUGCCGGGAAAAAUUAUAUAAUAGAAGGCGUCAAAGUUCUUAAUGAAGCAAGGUUCUCCAAUUCCGAUGAAAUUGUUUCCAUUAUAAAUAAACGGCAUCUCCAAAUCGAAAAAGUAAAUAAUGAACCACCACGAACUCCCGAACAUCAAAUAUACCAAUCCCAAAAAAAUCAACGUCGAACGAGAACUGGAAAAAAAGUAGAUGAUUCUUAUGAAUUAGCCUCCAAUUUGUCUGAAGACGAUUACAACAAAGAUAAUGAAGAAAAUAAAAAGGAACACCGACAGAUGAUUGAGCAGACAUUUAAUGGUAUGAAAAAGGAGAAAAUGUGGAGACUUUCAACUGGAAAAUAUGUCGAGGAAGAAUUAUUCGAAUUGGGGAAGAAGUUAAGAUUUGAGCAUGCCGUUCAUUCCUUUAUUUUGGAUGUCGAUGACGGGAUAAUCCGCCUGCAUUUCAGCAAGGCAGAACUAGAUGAAAUUGAUUGUGCCCCUGGCCCACAGGUACCCAAGCUCUCAGAAGAAAUCACUGGAUUUCUAAACAAAUUCGCUGGCAAGACGAGCUUGAAGGAGAUUCGAAAGCUCAUAAAGGAAAUGAUGUUUGACGAUAAUUAUGAUCAUGAAAAAGAUCGUGAUAAGGAUUACAUAAUAUAUGCUUUAUAUUCAUUAGUGAGAGAAAUUCAAAGCGGAAGCUUGAAAGACGCAAAUCUUGAAGCUUGGUUUAAUUGCCACGUGUGGAACGCGGUCUUCGAUCAAGCCUUUGGAGAUGUAAAUGCGAUAUCCGUCGUCAGAGGGGAAAGUACAAGCUUGGCAUCGGCAUCACGAAAAAAUAUAAAAAGACUGUCAGGAGAACGGCGGAAAAUGGGUUGCAGGAUUGAUUGGAUCUUGAGAUCUAUUAGUAAUGGCGAUAGAGAUGAGUUCGGAGCUGGGGAAGCCGGAAAAAGUUGGGUGGAUAAAAAUGUAACGAAGUUUCUCAAGGAGACGGGAUUAAAGCUACCUAAGACACUUAAGGAUAUGUUAGUAAAAUUGAUAGAGAAGGCAGUUUGGGAUGAAGAAAGUCGUGCAAAAAUUCAAACGGUUGGAAUAAUUCACGCUGGCUACAUCUGUAGGGUGCAACGUGGUGAAAUAAUGGAAGUUCCGGAUAAGACAGAAAAUUUUCCUUGCAUCCUCACAAUUCUCGCAUCUGUUCUGAUCAUAAAGGCCGUGGUUCAAGAGAUAAUAAAGACGGUUCAAGCAAAAAAACAAACAGUCAAAUCAUUUAAAAGGGCCGGGUUUCGAAAACGAUCUCUAGACAAAAAUGAGGACCGAAUAUCUCCGUGUUUAUCAACUCCGAAGAAGGCUAAAGUAUGUGCAGAAGCAUAUACCGAGAAAUCAUAUCCAUCAUCCCCGUCUGGAAACCAAGCCCAAGACUUAUCGCAAUUUCAUGAAAUUACAUCCAGAGAUAUGGAGUCACAACCGCAAGUUAAUCAUAAUACAAAAAUCGCUUUCUCUAUAGAGAAAGACUAUCAAAGUCAUGUGAUUUCAGAAAAUUCGGAAAGCCUUGAGGAAACCGUGACAAAUUUGUCACGAUCAGACCAUGAUGACGAAAUUGACAUGGUUGACACAAGUCAAAUCAUAGAACAAGGUCUAAUUCAAGAAUUGGCCCAGAAUCAAUACGAAGUAGAUGGCCAAAGUAAUUCCACAUCCUCGGAUGAUGAAAUUAAUAAACCUU